ACUUAUAAACGGGGCUAAAAUAUAAAGUCGCAGCUUGUCUCGUUUGUUGUUGUCCCUGGAGAACUUGGCCGUUGUUGCUAGGGUUAGCGUCGUCGCUUCCUCUCUGCCUCGAUCCCUCUCGUUGCCAUGGCCGCCACCAGCACGGCGCCUAGUAGGGGGCGCAAUAUAGACGACGAGAACCUGGUAUUCGAGACCAGCCCGGGCGUCGAGGCCAUCACCAGCUUCGACCAGAUGGGCAUCCGCGACGACCUCCUCCGCGGCAUAUACGCCUAUGGAUUCGAGAAGCCCUCUGCUAUCCAGCAAAGGGCUGUGAUUCCCAUUAUCAAUGGUCGCGACGUCAUUGCCCAGGCGCAGUCCGGCACCGGGAAGUCCUCCAUGAUCGCUCUUACCGUAUGCCAGAUGGUUGAUACUGCCGUUAGAGAAGUUCAGGCACUUAUUUUAUCACCUACAAGAGAACUUGCUGCACAGACUGAGAAGGUGAUAUUAGCCAUUGGUGAAUAUAUAAAUGUGCAAGCCCAUGCAUGUAUUGGUGGAAAGAGUAUAGGUGAAGAUAUUAGAAAGCUGGAGUAUGGUGUUCAUGUGGUUUCUGGGACACCUGGCAGAGUUUGCGACAUGAUUAAAAGGAGGACUUUGCGCACAAGAGCCAUCAAGAUUCUAAUCCUUGAUGAAGCUGAUGAGAUGCUGAGUAGAGGUUUUAAGGACCAGAUAUAUGACGUGUACAGAUACCUGCCUCCUGAACUUCAGGUUACUCUGAUAUCUGCAACACUACCCCAUGAAAUUCUAGAGAUAACCAACAAGUUCAUGACAGAUCCUGUUAGAAUCCUUGUCAAGCGUGAUGAAUUGACAUUGGAGGGUAUAAAACAAUUUUUUGUUGCUGUGGAGAGAGAGGAGUGGAAGUUUGAUACAUUAUGCGAUCUCUACGACACUCUCACUAUCACUCAGGCAGUUAUUUUCUGCAACACGAAAAGAAAGGUUGACUGGUUAACUGAGAAAAUGCGCAGUAAUAACUUCACAGUAUCUUCUAUGCAUGGUGACAUGCCACAAAAAGAGCGAGAUGCAAUCAUGGCAGAAUUUAGAUCAGGGGCAACCCGUGUACUGAUCACUACUGAUGUAUGGGCUAGAGGAAUUGAUGUCCAGCAGGUGUCACUGGUAAUAAACUAUGACCUACCAAACAAUCGAGAACUCUACAUACAUCGGAUAGGCCGUUCUGGACGCUUUGGACGUAAGGGUGUUGCGAUUAAUUUCGUGAGGAAGGAUGACAUUCGUAUUUUAAGAGAUAUCGAACAAUAUUACAGCACACAGAUUGAUGAAAUGCCAAUGAAUGUUGCCGAUCUCAUCUAAAUGCUUCAAAUAUCAACCGCCCCUAUUUACCUCGGAUGCUUGCAAGGGAAUUGUUGUAACAAUUAGGUUGGAAAAGUUCAUUUAACUAAGAAAUUUUUCACUGCUGUGUGCUGGAAUUAAUGUUUUUUUUUUUGUAAACUCAACAUGUAAGAUUACAUGAGUUGAAUACAAUAUGAAGUUUUACAAA
Molecule: messenger RNA, 1528 nt
Organism: Zingiber officinale
Lineage: Eukaryota; Viridiplantae; Streptophyta; Magnoliopsida; Zingiberales; Zingiberaceae
Product: eukaryotic initiation factor 4A-III homolog B
Exons: 8
Coding region: 127-1341 (404 amino acids)
Cellular component (GO): catalytic step 2 spliceosome; nucleolus
Molecular function (GO): mRNA binding; RNA helicase activity; ATP binding
Source: RefSeq, a predicted model, not a curated record